AUGUCCAAGAAAGCGGUUACCGACGACGUGGUGCUGACUUCACCGAGCCUUCCCCGCGACUUCGCCGCCGCCUUGAGCUCCUCCGCCGGCCAGGACGCCAACAUGGACGCGGUGGGCACCGAGGAGGAGGCGGCGGAGGAGAUGGAGAAGAUGGACGUCUCCUUGGCGGAAAUUCUGGCGUUGUACAGCCAGCCCAUUAACGAGGAGCAAGCAUGGGCCGUGUGCUACCAAUGUUGCCGGACGCUGGCGGCGAAGCGACCGCGGCGGAAGGGCUCCAAGAGCGGCGGUAGCUGCGGUGGAGACACCCCGCGGAGGAUCGAGGGACCCGGGGAUGUCCGAAUUUCCCGGGACGGUACCGUCACGCUGCGCUUUGAAGGCACUACAGAUAAAUAUGGAUCAGCGCCAACAUCACUGGAGGUGAUCGACUCACUGGGCGUGAUGAUCUACAAGGCCUUGGAUUACGGCUUGAAGGAGAACGAGGAGCGCGAGCUGAGCCCGCCGCUGGAGCGCCUCAUCGACAUGAUGACCAACGCGCAGGAAGCGGAGAGCGACGACGCCUGCCCCGACGAGGGCUACGAGGCCACCGAGGAGGAAGAGGAGGAGGAGGAAGAGCAGCUGGUCGUCACCGCUCCGGGCGGCGUCGUUAGUCAAAUUCGGAGCUACCGCGACUUGAUCACGUUAUGUUCCUCCCACCUUCCGAGCCCCUCGGACGCCCCAAACCACUACCAGGCUGUGUGCCGCGCCCUCUAUGCAGAGUCCAGAGAACUUUGCACCUUCCUGGAGAAGAUCAAAAGUGCCAAAGAGAAUCUUCUCAAAAUGGAAGGCGAGACUCCGCAACAACCCGUUCGAGAUCUGGACGAGCUACAGAAUGCAGAUUGGGCUCGGUUCUGGGUCCAAGUGAUGCGAGACCUGCGCCACGGUGUCAAGUUAAAGAAGGUACAAGAGCGGCAGUACAACCCGCUGCCCAUCGAGUAUCAGCUGACGCCCUACGAGAUGCUCAUGGACGACAUUCGAUCCAAGCGCUAUAAGCUUCGCAAAGUUAUGGUGAACGGCGACAUCCCUCCGAGGCUUAAGAAGAGCGCCCACGAGGUCAUCCUUGAGUUCAUCAGGUCGCGACCGCCCCUCAAUCCUGUGUCGGCCCGUAAACUGAAGCCGACACCGCCGCGACCGCAGAGCCUCCACGAACGCCUGCUGGAAGACAUAAAGACGGAGAGGAAGCUCAGGCCAGUGUCUCCGGACGUGGCCCGGAGGACCCGUUUGGUCAUUCGUCCUCUUAUCACGUCUUACAGCUUUGACUCGGCAGGUGCUGGGAAAAGCCUCAGUACUCCUCAUGAUUUAUGUUGGACUUCAGACACCCCCGACGCUCCUCGAAAGCUAGCCACUAGCACGCAGUCGCUAACGCGUGGCUCGGCGAACCAGAUGAGUCAGAGGAAGAGAAUACUUCACGCGCCCACGUUGGCGGAACUCGAAAGCUCCGACUCGGAUGAGGAUACGACAACGACAACAAGGAGUAGCUCAAGCGCCACGCCGUCCUUGAUGGACAUCUCUCCAGAUUCUACUAAAGGCAAAAAAUCGCCUCCAGCGUUCCUGCCCGUGUCCGCCACGCCACUGCCGGACAAGCGGCAGGCGGUCUCCCUGCGCCGGCACUCCAUCGAGAAGGCGCCCACUGAUGUCAGUUCCUUCGUCGUGCCGUCCAAGCAGAGCUCAAAGUCUCUGGUAUCUGCCGCUAAAGCCACUAAAGGCACGGAGGAGUUCUGCUUCCCGGUGGAGUGCCUGGCGCUAACCGUGGAGGAGGUCAUGCACAUCCGGCAGGUAUUAGUCAAAGCCGAGCUGGAGAAGUUCCAGCAGUACAAAGACGUCUACAACGCGCUCAAGAAAGGAAAACUUUGCUUUUCGUGCCGGGUAAAGAGGUUCUCUUUCUUCACCUGGUCGUACACGUGUCAGUUCUGUAAGAGGCCCGUGUGCUCACAAUGCUCAACAAAGAUGCGACUUCCUUCCAAGCCGUACGCUACAUUGCCCAUUUACUCUUUGGGCCCUAGCGCCACAUCAGCUAAAGACGAAAAAGCCGGCGCUUCAUCUGAGACUGGGAGGCAGACGUUCGGGUCCUCGCAGAGCCGCCGCAGUUUUCGUGUCUACAAAUUCUCCAAGGACAACAACGCGACGUCACCGCCCACACGGAGCGAGCUGGACCUUCCCAAGGAGCUAACGGAAGACUGGGCGUCCAUGGAAGUAUGCGUAGACUGCAAGAAAUUCAUCACCGAGAUCAUCUCGUCCAGCAAGCGCAGCCUGUCCGUGGCUGGCAAGCGCGCGCGCCUCCACCGUCAGACCCGCUCCUUCUACCGCAGCUCGUCGGCAUCCGUCGACUUCCGGUCCUCGGUGCGCGUCGCCGUCCACGAGGCGUAG
Messenger RNA from Nerophis lumbriciformis (worm pipefish), 2403 nucleotides. NCBI's taxonomy places the organism in Eukaryota, Metazoa, Chordata, Actinopteri, Syngnathiformes, Syngnathidae. The record is from RefSeq and is a predicted model, not a curated record.